CCUGGCCUGCGGUGGGGUGCCUGUGGUGAGGUACCUGAACUCGUGAAAGCGGGCUGUUGGCUGGAACCGCCGCUGUUGGCGUGCCGGCACUGGAGAAACGCGCCAGCUGCGGUGUUCUCUGCUUAGUGCCUACGGCACGGGUCAGAUUUUUCCAUCCGCCUUCGCGGUUCCCUCCUCUUUGCGGGUUAAGUCACCUUUGGGUUUCAAGACCUUGGAGUCUGAGGCUCAAACUCGGGACGAACCCCCCACCUCGCCUCUUUUCCUCAUCCUUCAUCCCUCCCUUUGCACCACGGAAUCACCUGGGCUUGGGCUGGUUAGCUUGGCAGUCCCUUGAGGUCAUAUUCGGGUGGUGAAGGUAACCGCGGGGAAAGCGCCCUCCCAGUGGACAAAGACGGAGGCAAGAAUAAAGCAGGCCUGAGGGCUGCAGACGAAGAGAAUAGAUUGCGUUUGAGGGGGUGAACAAACUAAAAUCAACCAAAAACAACCAAAAAAAAAAAAAAAAAAGUACUGCGGAUUUAGAAGGGCCUGGACAGGACUUGUUGCACGAUGGAAGACUCUGAGAAAAAGAUGGAGAAAGAGAAUCUGGGGCCGAGAAUGGAUCUUUCGCUUGGGGAACCGGAAGGAUCUCUUGGGUGGGUGCUACCAAAUACAGCCAUGAAGAAAAAGGUGCUUUUGAUGGGUAAAAGUGGGUCUGGUAAGACCAGCAUGAGGUCUAUUAUCUUUGCAAAUUAUAUUGCCAGAGACACCCGUCGCCUUGGUGCAACAAUACUAGACCGUAUACAAAUUAAUAGCAGUUUGAGCACCUACUCUCUCGUAGACUCUGUUGGAAAUACAAAGACAUUUGAUGUAGAACAUUCUCACGUUCGAUUUCUGGGAAACCUGGUACUGAACCUGUGGGACUGUGGUGGACAAGAUACCUUCAUGGAAAAUUAUUUCACUAGCCAACGGGACAAUAUCUUCCGAAAUGUGGAAGUUCUGAUUUAUGUCUUUGAUGUGGAGAGCCGUGAACUAGAAAAGGACAUGCACUAUUACCAAUCAUGCCUGGAGGCCAUUCUGCAGAACUCUCCAGAUGCCAAAAUCUUUUGCUUGGUGCACAAAAUGGAUCUGGUACAGGAGGACCAACGGGACCUGAUUUUUAAAGAGCGAGAAGAAGAUCUGAGACGUUUGUCUCGCCCAUUGGAAUGUUCUUGUUUCCGAACAUCUAUCUGGGAUGAAACUCUCUAUAAGGCUUGGUCCAGCAUUGUUUAUCAGCUAAUUCCAAAUGUUCAGCAACUGGAAAUGAACCUAAGGAAUUUUGCUGAAAUUAUUGAGGCUGAUGAAGUACUUCUGUUUGAGAGAGCUACUUUUCUGGUGAUUUCUCACUAUCAGUGUAAAGAACAACGUGAUGUCCAUAGAUUUGAGAAAAUCAGCAACAUCAUUAAGCAGUUCAAGCUGAGCUGCAGCAAGCUGGCUGCUUCUUUCCAGAGUAUGGAAGUCAGGAACUCUAACUUUGCUGCUUUCAUUGACAUCUUUACAUCUAACACUUAUGUGAUGGUCGUGAUGUCUGAUCCAUCCAUACGAAACCUGUUCAACUGUGCCCCGGGUCAGGACACAUGGCGCCCAGACAAGGGACCUGAGUAUGAAGGAUCCGGUGAAGACCACCUGAGAAAGGAUGGCAGAGAAUUGUCCAGGAGGGGUGGCAGAGAAUCAUCCGGGAGGGGACAGCAGAGAAUCGUCCCGAGAAAGGAUGGCAGAGAAUCGUCCUGCCUUUAUGUUCCCAUACCCGCAGCUACAGCUGCCGGCUCCACUGGCUUGGGUUAUUGUGCCAAGUCACUGAGGGUCUUAUCUCAGACCAACUAG
This is a messenger RNA of Tupaia belangeri chinensis (Chinese tree shrew), 1839 nucleotides long. RefSeq names its product ras-related GTP-binding protein B. The coding region runs from base 547 to 1839 and encodes 430 amino acids. NCBI's taxonomy places the organism in Eukaryota, Metazoa, Chordata, Mammalia, Scandentia, Tupaiidae. Gene Ontology annotation, cellular component: lysosome; Gtr1-Gtr2 GTPase complex; nucleus. The record is from RefSeq and is a predicted model, not a curated record. The transcript is spliced from 12 exons. Gene Ontology annotation, biological process: positive regulation of TORC1 signaling; negative regulation of autophagy; cellular response to starvation. Gene Ontology annotation, molecular function: GTPase activity; GTP binding.